GCUCUGUGAGCAGUUUCUUUAAAUGGUCAUGGCGAAGACAACCGAUUCCCUAAAUCUGUCCUUCCUCCUGGAGCACGAAAGGCAGAUGAUCCUCAGUGUUCUCCAGAAAGAUGAGAAACUCCGCAAGCGAGAGGAGAAACGCAUCAGGAAACUGAAAAAUGAGCUUCUAGAACUGAAGCGAGCCGGGCGGCGUAGUUCAGCGGAUCAGCGUGAGUGUGCUGUUUGUCUUCGUGCUCUGGGUCUCAUCUUGCAGAGGGGUAAUGUGUGCACUAACUGUCAUCGGCGCGUCUGCAACUUCUGCACUGCUACACCUCCAGACAGCAACUGCAGAUGCACUGUGUGUGCGAAGACCGCGGAGCUGAAGGUGGUUACAGGAGAAUGGUUUCUGGAAGAGAGAUCCAAGAGGUUCCAACAAGCCAGCAUUACCAGCAGUGAUGCAGUCAAACAGUCCAUCCUCAGCAGUCCUUCAGAUGGAGGCUCGGCUCACAGAUCAUCAGAGAUGGAGAGAUCGUCUACGCCACAGCCUGAGAGAUCAGCUACGCCCCAAUCCCAGAAAAGCACAGGGAAGAACAGGAAAGGGAAGAGAUCGGUUGCAGUGGAAUCAUCAGGGUUACCAACAGUACCCAAUAACAUGAGAGCACAAAUGGUGAAAACACCGACUCAGACGGAGACAAGAAACAGGCCGGAUGGGGCAGAGAGCGUGUCUAGUAUACAAAGCAGUGACAGCGUUCCUGAAAAGAUGGCGGAUGGGCGGAGACAAAUGGAUUCUAGCACACCCUCUAUUGCCGUAUCCAGAGCCUCCCUCUCAUCAGAUCGCAGUCGCUCUGAGUUGGACCUCAGUAAUCCUGGUGAGGGGCUCAGUGAAGACCCUCUGAUUAGUCGAUGUCACUCAGUUCCAGGCCUGAACGAUGUGGACUCGGAUGAGGACAUUGAUGCGGUGUUAUCAGCACACUACAAAACCAACCGGAGCAUCUGCAGCGCGCAAUCAAUGUCUUCUACACCUGCCUCGGAGAGAAAGUGGGGUUUCCUUAAUGUACCUGACUCAGACGCUGACACUACCAGCAUCAACAGUAUGAUGAGCGUGUACAGUGAGACGGGGGACUAUGGCAAUGUGCGGGUUUCUGGGGAGAUCCUGCUCAACAUCUCUUACAGCUAUAAAACAGGAGCACUCAACGUGCUCGUCCGCGAGUGCCGCUGCCUAGCAACCGGAGAUGAGAGGAGACAGCGCACGGAUGCCUAUGUUAAAACGUAUCUCCUGCCAGACAAGUCCCGUCAAAGCAAAAGGAAAACCAGCAUCAAAAGCAGCACCACUAACCCUGUGUUCAAUGAAAACCUGAGGUACGUGGUCAGUCACUCUCAGCUGGAGACGCGCACACUGCAGGUUUCUGUCUGGCAUCAUGAUCGUUUUGGACACAACAGCUUCCUGGGGGAGACGGAGCUGACCUUUGACUCCUGGCAGUUUGACACACAGUUAGAGGAGUGGUUCGCUCUGCAGCCCAGGAAUGAGUCUUAUGUGGACUCAGUGAUGCACUACAAAGGAGAAGUGACUGUGGUUUUGAAGUACAUUCCUGCAGAGAGAAAUCUCUCCCUGCCUCUGGACCAAGUGCAAGUGAAAAAAGGAUUUCUGAAAGGAAAGAAGACCAUCACUCUUCCUAAAGGAGGAAUGGUGGAGCUGCUGGUUAAGGAGGCAAAAAACCUGACAGCAGUCAAAGGAGGGUCCUCUGACCCGUUUGUUAAAGGAUACCUGCUGCCUGAUGACAAGAAAAGCACGAAGCACAAGACGGCUGUGGUGAAGCGCACAGUAAACCCACGCUGGAAUCACACCUUCACAUACUGCGGCCUGCAGGACAGCGAUCUGGACAGCGUGUGUCUGGAGCUGACAGUGUGGGACAGAGAGCCCUUCGCCAGUAACGUCUUCCUGGGAGGUGUGCGGCUCGGGGCAGGGACAGGUCUGAGUUAUGGGAAGGAAGUAGAUUGGAACGAUGCCUACGGGGAAGAGCAGCGGCUGUGGCAACGCAUGAUUGACAACCCUGAGGUCCCGCAAGAGUGCACCCUGAUGCUGCGGUCCAGCAUGGCCAAGAGGAAGACAUAGAGAGAAAUCAUCACAUCCGCUCACCUCUAGACACUUUAAAGUGCUCUUUAUGUUCUUUGGAAGUACUCAUACGCUCUCUAAAUUCUCAAGAUAAUUACAUGUACACACAUAUGCGCCACUAAGGUCCUUUUUACACCUGAUAAUAAGAUCCAUCUUGACUGAGACAGAUUGGCAUUUCAGAUUUCAAAGGAAAGAAACUCAGAUUUUAUGUCUACAUGCAUCUUUUAUGUCAGUGCAGUAACUGCAUGUUGUUAAAGCACAAAAAGUUCAAAAGAAAUCACACAAAGUCAUUUUCAGUCAAAGUUUAUUUUAGUCCAGUACCUGUAUUAAGCACCCUUCAAAAUAUGUUGAUCAGGCUUAUUGAAGAAAUGUUCUAAUUGGAUGGUUGAUUUUAAAGCUACAUGUAACUACUUUUCGGGCAGGUGUACACUGUCCUUCACUGACCUGUCUUCAUUUAGCUCUGACAGCUUGUGAUUGAACAGCUGAAAUGAAUCUGUCAGGUGUAAAUGGUGCGACACAAUACACUCCAACCCAGGUGUGAUUAUAUUUUCAACCAAAUGCUCACUGGCCAGAAUUGUGAAUAGCACAUGAAGACUAUUUCAAAAGAGCACAGAGAACAUGAUCAGCAAAGCUUACAUUUGUCCUGUAGGAACAAAGCACAAAGCACUUCCUCCAAACACACACACAAAAAAUACAAAAAUCUAUCCAAUUUGCACAGAUAGCACCUGCAUAUAACACUUGCACACAUGAGAACAAUGUACUAGAUGUGAUCAGUCAUUUCUAUGAGCACAUUUAUAUAGACAUGCAUAAAAGAUGUUAUGAUAAUUGUGUCAGAUCUGUCACAUGCACAUACAUUUGAUUAAAGAGAGACUGAUGCUGACUGAAAUUUCAUAGCUUAAAUUUCACUUUUAAUGUGAAAACAGAAUUGUGUUGUAAAAAAAAAGAAUAACUAAGGUCAUGUGAUUCAUUACGUUGAACUAGAUUUACAGUUCCUCCAAGAAAUUCCAAUGUUUUUGGUAAAAUGAUAGUUGUUAGCCCAAAUAGGAAAAAUACAUUUCUAUGAGACUAGUCACAAUUCAGCAUGCAAAUAUUAGUAGAUUAUUUCAUCUGCCACUGAUCUAUCACACCCCACUCUAAAGGGGAAAAAAAGCUAUAUAAUAUAACCAAAAACGCAGACACACCACAACAACAA
This is a messenger RNA of Carassius auratus (goldfish), 3284 nucleotides long. It is a transcript of the gene sytl5, whose product is annotated as synaptotagmin-like 5. Gene Ontology annotation, cellular component: plasma membrane; exocytic vesicle. Gene Ontology annotation, biological process: exocytosis; intracellular protein transport. The transcript has 16 exons. The record is from RefSeq and is a predicted model, not a curated record. Gene Ontology annotation, molecular function: neurexin family protein binding; phospholipid binding; small GTPase binding. Bases 23 to 2092 code for a protein of 689 amino acids. Lineage: Eukaryota; Metazoa; Chordata; Actinopteri; Cypriniformes; Cyprinidae.